AUGUGGAGACUCAAUGAAGAAGCGACGAGGAAUCUUGUAAAGCCAUUGCGGAAGAAGAAGGUAUCCUUGUUCUUUAUUACCCUCGCUGUCCUAGCGUUGGUGCUCAUACUGGACCUCGCCUUGGCCCCUCAUCCAAGGCUGCACGUCCAAAGUCUCAAGGUAGACGUCUCCGAGCCAGUUCCGCUUGCUAUUGUGGAACUAGAUCUGAAACAAGGGAGCUUCUUCUCCCGCCUUGAGCCUCGAGGAGUGCACUGCUCCCUAGAGCCACAUCCACAAGACGACGAAACGGAGAAUAUCACUGCUGUUAUUGAUAUAGACGUACGACUGGAGAAGAAGGACAAUCUCUACCGAUUGGUAGCCUCACCAGACGAAGAAGAUGUGGAUCCCUUUGCAGACAUUCUCUGGAAGUUAAUGACACGUCAGGACAAAUCUUCCAUUUUGGAGUCGGCCGUGUGUUCCUUCAAGGUCAAAGUUCACUUGGCUCAUCUGAUUCCUAUUCCGAUCACUCGCAAAGUGGAACUAUCCGAAGAGUUGGUAGACAAACUCUUGAAUUCUCAAGCAGAGCGCGAAAAAAUGCGGGUCCGCGUCAUCUCCACCGAAACCGGUGUGAAUGCCACCGGCGAAAGUACAGCAUCUCCUGUGCGAUUUGAUGCAUUGGAACUUGGCCUGUCAAUCCCAACACCGGCAUUUGCGGACUCGGCAACCAUUGUGCUUCCAGAACUUACCGCGACUGUCCAGCCCAAUAACGUUUCUGGGUGGAAGGUUCACAUGGAGGAGACCGAAUACAUGUUUUCGACCCAAGGCGAUGGAAUCGCACUGGCGAUCACCUGCAACUCACCGGACUGUCCUUGGUUCCAGCCGUUGAUUGAUCUGUAUUUCCAUCGUGCCAGUACGAUUUUGCUCUCAAUCCGAACUUCCAAAGCAUCCUUCCUUGAGGCAACGUUGGGGAGUCAGCAUCAAUUCUCGGUGGAUUUUGAAAAAAAGCCACUCCCAACAAUUCCCUCGCGAUUCCUGCAGCUUGCAAAUAUUUCCCUUCCACCCUACAUUCCACCCAUUCCACCUUUUCCCUGCGCUCCUAUUCCUGCCUCUUUCAAUGCGACUUCUAUUACUUAUAAUUUGUCAUGCACGGAGAAUCCUUCAUCCCCGAACAUCACGCGAACACCAAGGCCCACGAACCUGCCGACGCCAACGCCCACGAACCUGCCGACGCCAACGCCCUCGUACGUGCCGACGUACAUGCCAUGGGACAUUCCUACACCAAUGCCAUCGCACAUGGAGUUUCCCACGUACACACCAACACCACCUCCAACCCCUCCACCCACACCACUCCCAACUCCUCCACCCACUCCACUUCCAACACCACUCCCAACAUCACUCCCAACUCCUCCACCCACUCCACUUCCAACGCCACCCCCAUCGAACUCGCCGACGCCAAUGACACCUUCCCCGACGUCACGGCCAACACCGUCUUCCACCCCCGUUCCAGAUUCAGAUGAUUUAGCCGAGUGCAUGGCCCUCACAAGCGACAAUGACAGUUCCGCCUUUCAAUAUGACUUGUGCUUUCUCCUUGAGCCAUCCAAAGGAAUGUCUCUGGUCAGUAAGGUCGAGGUUUAUGAUUACAUCGGGGGAGCCCAUGCCAGUUCAACGUGGGAAAGCAUCAGCUGGGAACGAGUUCAAGUGGAAACAAAGGCGAGAAUUGCGCUGAACAGCGACAAUGAUACAAUCAACUUGCAAGGAACCUUCUUGUUCGAUAUCAGAGAUGACACCAAUCUUCAGCUUGAUGCUGACUUUGUCAACGACGGGUCCUGGUGGCCCUUUGUAGUGUCGCUCAACUGGAAUGGGUACUAUGCCGGAAACGUGCUCCGAAUGAGCAUGAGCAACGGACAAGUCCAGCUUGUCGGAGAACAAGACCUGCUGACCAACGCGGUUGGUUCUGCUAUUCUCGAUAUUGAUCAGCAAACUUUUGAGAGCACUGUCGCAGACACCCAAGUCCAGUUUGAUGCCGGAGGUUGGAUAAUGGGUGAACAGUCAGUUUCGGGCAGCAGCUCUCUUGUGGUAAAAGGCGACACAAUUUGGAAUGCAGUAGUGGAUGGAAAGCUUCAAGUGAACGCUUAUGAUGACUGGAUGGCGUCCAUGGAACUCAUGGAUCAAAAGCUACAGGUUGCCCUAGAUGGACAAUUGCAGCAGCAGGACUUGGCGGCAAGUUCCAUGUGCAAGUUCAACGGAAAGGUCAUUUGGAAUACGAUUCUUCAAGGAAUGGUGCGAGCCGCCAACAGAGAGCUGGCAAUUACAGCAGAGGCCAUUGAUGAGGCACAAAUGCUGCAGCUGUCAACCGAUAUUGUUGCCAGUGACUACUCGGAUUUAUCCCUUGCAGUCAACAACCUGAAUCUGCUGCAUCGGGAAGCGAUGCUCGUGCAAGCUAAUGGAGCCAUGUCAAUUAAUGCAGACUGGACGCAAUUCUCAAUGGCGAUGCAAGAUGUAGCCAAACUCGAUUUUGACUGCGCUGUCAAGGCCAACUUUGUGGAGUCGCCUUUGCUUGUCGACAUUAUGGAUGCCCGAUUUGUGCAAGCUGGGAUAACUUAUGUGGACAUCGCUUGGGGAACACUUCGUUAUGACAGCAACAACAAUCAAGGAAACUUGAGAGUCACGUCAAAUCCGACCGCCACCAUCCUGGUUGGAGUUGACAUGAGUUUUGCACAUGCAUACGAAAACCGCAAGGAUACAUACAUUGGGAACGUCCAGCAGCUUCUUCUUCGCUGGGAGGGUCAGAACUAUGCAGAAAUUACGGGUCAAUACGCUCUCAACUUGGGCUGGGGGUCUGAUGCUGAUGGCACUUUUGCUCUUUCCUCGUCUCCUGCAGCCAGGCUGCAAGUGAACGUCGACCUAGGAUUUGAUAUGGACGAUGCUUUGAAUCUUUUGGCUUCCGAAUGCAGGCAACUCAUGGUCCAAUGGGAAGAACAAUUGUUUGCAGACGCAAAGGGGCAGUUCAUGCUGGAAGUAAACAACGUCCAAGGAAACACUGUGGGUGCCUUGAAUGUGUCGUCUGACACGGCUGCAUAUCUGCAGGUCGGGACGGGGCUGAACUUCACUUGGGAUGGCCGUGAAGAGUCGCUGACUCUUUUGGUAGACCAUGCCCAGUUGGGUUGGAAGGGCACGGCGUGGAUCGGUGAAGUUGACCCUCUUCCGGUACGCUACACAAAUCCACCAAUAGCCCCGGACACAGUUCCGCCGGAGACCCCGACUCCAAAUCCACCAACUGCGGUUGACACAGUUCCGCCUGAGACCCCGACUCCAAGCGGAACUAGUCCACCAGAGACCCUCCCUCCAGCCCCAACCGGUAUAAUUCGACAGACUGUCCGCGCAAAGUUUACUGUUUCCAACCUGCAAAAUAUGGAAGCUCCGAGCUUGGUCAACAGCAGCGGCCUAGGCGCAUCAUGGCCCGCCUUCGUCGAGGAGGUCGUUACGGCAACUGCCACUGCCAAUCAACGGUCUCUGCGUGAGGCGUUGAAAGUGCGACGGCGCCUACUUGUAGAGCUUGAGCCUGACAGCGCGUAUAUCUAUGACAUCGUUCUGAAGGACGAGUGCGGUGAAGGAACACAUCCCGAAUUAAUAUGCCAUGAUGCCUUUGGGCAGUACAAUCUGUUGAUCAGCGCUCCAGACACAGCAACGGAGGCGGAACAGCUUUAUGGGAAGGCCACCGUGGACGCCAUCGACGCAGGAGAUUUACAGGAAGUGAUGGAUUCCCAAGGAGCGCCGCUCAUUGCAGGCACCAUAGCAGCGCCCCAGCAAGACGACAGCGCGACGGAAGACUCUGCAAAAAACACUACAUCCCCAGUAACUUCAACUGAUCCGCCAGACGCUAUUGUUGAUACAGCCGUCCUCAUUACAUCGCCCCCAGAACCUCUUACCUUAGCGCCACAGGGCCUUGAGUCUACCAGCCCGCCGGCUUCAGAUGGGGGACCAUCUACAGCCAUGAUCUUGCUUAUCGCAGCCCUGUCCCCGAUUGUUUUGCUAUUGAUAGCGGCCGCACUCUACAAACUCUACUUUUUCAAGUCCGGGCGCCGACCGGAAGGAAAGCCUGAAACGCCCUCACAGCAUGAUCCAACGAGCGUGUUGUCAUAUCAUCAAAAUUCCGUAGCCCCUACAACCCCGUCUCAGCCAUUUGCACAACCACACCAGUUCACCCCUCCUGCCCCUGUGGCCGCCAGUUUGACUCAAGCUCCGGAGCCACCAGUGAGCAGGCCAGGCUCUGUGGAUGAUGGGAGGGACAAUAAUGUGUGGAUGUCCGAUACCAUGGCUUAUUGGAAGGGACCUGCUGUGCACUCUCAGCAAAGUCCGCAAUCUCACCCGCACACGCCUCCCCGAUCCACCUCUGCGACUCUGUCCCAGCCAAGUCAACAGCCACACCAUCCCCGAACAGCGGGCACCAGUUUAACUCUAGCUCCAGAGCCACCAACGAGCAGCCUCUCCCAUCACCCGGACAAUCGUGGGUGGAUGUCUGAGAGCAUGGUUUAUUUGAAGGGACCUGCAGUUGGUCCGGAACCAGACGAAGUCUACAUCGAUCCGCUGGCUCCGCCUCACGUAAGCACCAUAACGGAAGAAGAGUUCGAAAACGAGGAACUGAUUCCAAUGGUGGAAGCUGUGAUGGUUCGUGAACCGUCAUCACCGAGUCGAGAACGGUUAUCGCUUCGAGAUCCGUCUGGCCGAUACCCUCGCGGCCAGCGAUAUGGGUAG
This is a messenger RNA of Seminavis robusta, 4734 nucleotides long. The record is from the annotation of a GenBank genome assembly. Lineage: Eukaryota; Bacillariophyta; Bacillariophyceae; Naviculales; Naviculaceae.